Molecule: messenger RNA, 1737 nt
Organism: Anisakis simplex (herring worm)
Lineage: Eukaryota; Metazoa; Nematoda; Chromadorea; Rhabditida; Anisakidae
Source: the annotation of a GenBank genome assembly
AUCGAGCAAGCAUGGUCAUCUCUAACGGACAAUCAACAGAGGAUGAUAUUCUACGAUCUGAUGGAACGGAUCGAGAGUACGCAGUCGGAUGUGAGGCUGGAUGCGGCUAGGAUUGUGUUAUAUAUACUGCAGGGAGCAUAUUUGGAUUUUGUGGACGAGGAGUGCGUAUCGAUAGGAAACGGCUUCCAGUCGAGUCCGAAUCGAGAGGGCGGCGACUUGGGCACGGGGGGACACGAGGAGGCGUGUCUUAUUCAGGGCAUUUUUAACGCUUACAAGGCGUAUGAGGCCGGGGUGUAUCAGACUCUUUGCACGAUGCUGAUGCUGGAAGUGGACGACCCGUGGGAUGUGUCGUGCCAAGUGGAGUCGAAUAGCCGAGGGAGUUCGGUAUCGAAUAGCAGAUCGGCAUCGAAUGUUGACUUGUCGGAUAGUGUAGAUAAACGGCAGUCGAGUCGAAAGAGCGCUACAACAGCCGACAACGAGGCGUUACGUGUGGUGUUGAGUGCGUUGUAUCAUUUGGUGGAGUCGAUCCGGAGGGUGGACCUUUUUGAGAUGGUGGUGCCGGGCGAGAGGAGGACGGCCUGGGGGGCGCUCAGGGAGUCGUUUAUUGAGGAGUUGGAACAACCCAUCGAUAAUGUGGGUCAGCCACUGGUGAUGGUGUUGUUUGAGAUGAUGCCGGCGUUUUGUCACGGCACGAGUCCGCAUUUCCCGAUGAAGAAGGUAUUAUUAUUGGUAUGGAAGGUAUUGCUGACAAUAUUGGGUGGGUGGAAGGAACUAAGAGAGGCGAAGGAAAAGAAGAGGAAGGGGGCGGGGCUUGGGACGGUGGAGGACACUUUGCUAGUGGGCGGGGCGAUGAGGGCAUCGAUCAUUCACGGGACGGAUUUGGAGCAGGGCAAUGGGGCGUUGGGCGUGGCAAGACCGCGACGCUCUACGACGGCACAUCCAAGCGCGCGGUUGAUCGGUAGACAAUUGGCCUGUACAGGGUCAGAGGAUUCGAAGGAUGACUUCGAUGACUUGACACCAUCUGGAGAUAAGCCAGUAGAUGAAGAGCGGCGCGGAAGGGGCGUGGCCAGGUCAGACUCGGAUACGGAUGCAGAUGGUGGGCGUGGUCUGGAUGAGGACGAUUUGCCACGGGAUUCGAUUGGAGAGGAAGAGUUGACGUCAUUAGAGGAUGACGUCAUCGGGGAAUUAAUAGCCGGAUGUGAAACAGGGGUGACAGAUGAUAAAAACGCCGCCGAAAAGGAGACAGCGCAGACGGUGGGCGGAGCCAUUAAAAAGGAUAUGCCAGCCCCAGAGCCAGGCACGCCCAUACCAGGUACCCCGUCCAGUACGACCGCAGCAAAAUCAUCCAGAAGGGCGAAUCCAUUACUAAGUGUGACGUCAUCUGGUGAACGCACGCCAAUAGCCGGAACCCCGCCCCCGAUGGAAGUGCUGUUUCGGCCGUCGUUGCCGUGGCAACCGAAGGUGAGGGAGGAGGAUAUUGAGUCGUUUUUGCAGCAUGAAAGGAUGAAAUUUUUCGGCUACUGUUUGCCAUCGGAUUCGAAAACCGUGUUCGGAUUGCCCGAACCGAUCCAACGGAGUGUUGAGGCGUUACGGAGGCAUGUUUAUGUGUCGUUGGGUGAUAUUCAGGCGGAACGUGAGAAAUCGCUGAAUCGAUACGUAUUCUCGCAACGCGAAACGGAUAUUGAAAUGAGCGUAACAGAGCAAUUGUAUAGAAUGAUGCUGCCGAAUUUGAGUCAG